GGGGAAAUAAUGCAGAAAUCAGAGAUGAUGAAGCAAGACACAGAGGCGGUCGCCCAGGGGAAGGAGGAUAUGCCGACUACAGCAGAUGGGGCAGAGUCAACAGUGGUUUCAAAGGAUGACGUAGACACGAGCAGCAGCCCUAAAGAGUCUGAAACAUCACUGGUGGACACGCCACCUCAAGGAGAUGAAGCAACAAGUGAAGAAGCAGCAGCUCAGUCACGGUGUGACAAGGCCAACGAGCUUAGCCGCCAGCUGGAGGACAUCCUCAACAUCUACUGCAGGGAAAGCCUUUCGGACGAUGCCGUCGCUAAUGACCAGUCGCGCGGCUCCGAGCGCCUUGAUGACAACGGGGGCAGAGGGGCCAAAGCCAAGGGGGGUGCCAGCGGUGUAGACAAGGACCAGAAGAAGACUCAUGAUAAGAAGAAAGCAAAGGGUCUGGGCAAAGAAAUCACCCUCCUAAUGCAAACUCUCAACACGUUAAGCACCCCCGAGGAGAAGCUAACAGGGCUCUGCAAGAAGUACGCCGAGCUGCUGGAAGAGCAUCGAAACAGGCAGAAGCAGAUGCGAGCGUUGCAGAAGAAGCAGACGCAGGUGGUGGCGGAAAAGGACAGCCUGAGGAGCGAACACAGCAAGGCCAUCCUGGCACGAAGCAAGCUGGAGAGCCUCUGCAGGGAGCUGCAGAGGCACAAUCGGACGCUCAAGGAGGAAGGGAUACAGAGGACCCGUCUCGAGGAGGAAAAAAGAAAAGAGGUGACAUCACACGUUCAGGUGACGCUCAACGACAUCCAAGUUCAAAUGGAGCAACACAACGAAAGGAACGCCAGCCUGCGCCAGGAGAACGCCGAGCUUGCCGAGAAGCUCAAUAAGCUGCACGAGCAGUACUUAUUACGAGAGGAGCAUAUAGAAAAAGUGGUGAAGCACAAGGACCUGCAGCAGCAGCUGGUGGACACCAAACUUCAGCAGGCGCAGGAACUGCUCAAAGAGUCGGAGGAACGUCACAAUACGGAGAAACAUUUUCUGCUACAAGAGGCACUCGAAUCUCAGCGGAUGUGUGAACUGAUGAAUCAGCAGGAAGGGCACCUCAAACAGCAGCUUUCUCUGUACACCGAGAAGUUUGAGGAGUUCCAGACCACAUUGUCUAAGAGCAACGAGGUCUUCGCCACGUUCAAACAGGAGAUGGAAAAGAUGACUAAAAAGAUCAAGAAGCUAGAAAAGGAGACGGCAAUGUAUCGGUCCAGGUGGGAGAGCAGUAACAAGGCUCUCGUGGAGAUGGCUCAGGAGAAAACUGUUCAAGACCGAGAGUUUGACGCCCUUCAAGGUAAAGUACAGCGGCUGGAAAAGCUGCGGCGGGCCCUCAAAUUGGAACGGAACGAACUCAGCAAAAAGGUACAGAAGCUCAGCGGCGCUCCGGCGCCACCCACCUCUGACUCUGAAUGCCCCUCUCCGACACCCACGGACCUUCUGCCGGAAGGCAGCUCAGGAGCCUGCGCAAGUGACAUCAGCCACAGCCCGCCUGAAUCCAGCUCCCAAACCUCCACUCGCAACCUUAAACUCAACACGGACAAACAAGGGAAGGUGGCACAGACGCUGGCCUCCCCGGCCCCUUCCCACUCCCCGGCUCCGGAUCCGGACCCCGACCCAGACCCUGACCAGCCCCAUGUUGAUGAGGAGCAGUAUGUAGGUGAGGGCGAGUCCACUCAGCCUGACGUGUCCCAGGCGUACUCUGAUUACAGAGACGCGGAGACCAUCACAGAUGUGUGCAACAGCACCGAACUGCCAGAAUUUGAGAUCAUCAGCCUGCUGGAGGAGCAGCUGCCAGUUUAUCGCUUGCGCGCAGACACCGUCUACGGGUACGACCAGGAUGACUGGCUGCACACGCCCCUGCUGGCGGCCGACGUCCCGCUCGACCUGACAACUGAGCAGAUAGACGAGACCCUCAAAUACUUCUGGGGCGUUAUUGCAACGCUAGGGGCGCCAAUUCUAGACAGGUUUCCUGAGCGAAACAUCGGUGAGGCCAUCUUUGACAUGUUCUGCCACGAACGUCCGGUUUAG
Molecule: messenger RNA, 2052 nt
Organism: Nerophis lumbriciformis (worm pipefish)
Lineage: Eukaryota; Metazoa; Chordata; Actinopteri; Syngnathiformes; Syngnathidae
Source: RefSeq, a predicted model, not a curated record